AUGAGUAAAUCACCAAGUGAAAAAGAUAAAAUGAAAAAGGAAAGACAAGAACAUAAGGAUAAAUCAGAGGGUAUACAUGAUAGAAAAUGGGGUCAUGUAAUUAGCAAACUCUUUAGCAUAAAAAAAAAUCAAGACCGCGCAAGUGAGAAGUGGAAAAAGGAGAAAGAAACCACUGCUAGUGUAAAAUACGAUUUGCGCGAAUUGAUCAGCUACAAAAGUAUAUGUACCCUUAAGGACGACGGUGUCCAUGGACAUAAAAUAUGUCACCACAAUACUCCAGACGAUUUCCAAAUGUGUAAGAAGAAUUUUUUAAGUGAUAGCAACACGGAUUUUUCAAAAUUAGAAAUGAAGGAUUCCCCUGAUGCCAACUCACCGCCCACCAGUUAUAACAAUAGCAUUAACGAUAACGGGAGAAACACGAACAUCAGCAAAGAUAGCAAUAAGACCAACCGAAACAACAGAAGCAAAGACAAGGUACGCAGUCGUAAUUAUCAAAAAGGUGCAAAAAAACAGGAGGCCACUCGAACAACCGAUAUCCAAAUAGCAAAGGAGAAACGCCCCAAGUUAAGAGUAGACGGGAUGAGCCACUCGAAAAGGAACAGGCGUCCUGUUGAUCUGCACCACAGUCCUAAAAAGUUCCUCAUCGAAAGAGGAGGAAGAGAACGAAGCAGCGUUCUAAAAUGCACUGACUCUCUAAAUAAGAAUCUAAUAAGUAAGACUCCUUCGCCGAAGUUAUUACAGAUGAAGAAGCAGAAGAUUAGAAGUGUUGCAGAUGACACUUUUGAGAUAGAAAAAUGUAAGAAAAAAAAAAAUUGUAAAAAGUUAUCUAGUGAAGGGAAAACCUACCAUUCAGAUAUUGAUAACUCCAAAAAGAGCAAUUUUUUUAGUUGUAAAUAUUUACAAAAUUUAAAUUUUAAUAAAGCAAAAGACAGUAAUAAUUUCCCCAUGCAGUUGUCAUCACCGCACGGGAUAAUUGAUCAUCAUGAAUGUAAAAAGAACAUUAAAAAAAUACAUUUAACCAAUGAUAGUGAUAAUAAAAUAUACAGUUGUUUUUGCAAUUGUGACACAAGUUGUGAAAGGAAUUCCCAUUCCGACACAUAUGUAAUUUGCUCCCCUCAAAAAAAAAAAAAGGGGGAGACCAAAAGUCCACAUAACAUCCUUUUUUAUGAUGAAGUUGUUAAACAAAAUCAAUGGAAUGAUAAUAAGGAAGAUAAAAUGGUAUAUCCCAUUUCUUCCCAAUUACGUGCUUCAUAUUUUUAUGCACAUAAGAAGAGAAAAAGACAAAAUGAAAUUAGCAAAGGAAAGAUAUCAUACGUGAAGAAGAUGGCGAACUGCCUUCUUCCCUACCAAAAUUACAACUUCACGUUAAGGAACAUUCAGAAGAGAAAAAAGAUUUACUUUCAUUUUAGGAAAAGUAAAAAAUUUCGUGUUAAGAAGAAAAAGAGCUCCAAAAAGAAGGAGAGCUAUGAAGUAGACAGAUCACUUUUAAACGAAGAAACCAACAAAAUGAUUAGUCCCAUUGAGGGGGAGGGGACUCCAAAGGGAGAAAAUUUCCCUAUUGAUGAGAAAGCAGAUUCACAUGCAAACGUUAUGCAGAUCGAGACAGAUUGUAAGCCAACCGUAAGUUCUACCAUUGGAGGAGAAAAGGAUAAGGACGAUUUGCACGAUGUGGAUAUAGAAGAACCAAACAGAAAUGCUGAGGGAGAACAGAGCGCUCAACAGUCGAGUCAGCAUUUAACGAAUGAAUGGGAAAAUCCAUCAAGAGGUAACAACCCAGAGAACGAAUCGCUAGCAACAAACAUGUUUGGCGAUAUUAAUAAUGAAGUUAGUGAACUCCACACUGAUUCCGCAUUGGAGAAGGAUAAAAACGAAAUUGCAGAGGGAUCAUAUAAAGAAUUGAAAAUUACGGGAAAAAAUUUCCUAAAAUAUGAUGAAAGAAUAUUUGAAAAUUUCUACAACGAUGUGCAUUUAAAAUUUGGAAAGAUUGUUACAAAUAGGAGAAAAAAAUAUUUUCUAACAUAUAAAAUUGUUAAAGAUUCCUACUUUCGCAUAUUAAUUUUGAAUAGCGAAAAAUUGGAAAAGAAUAUUCUUCAAGUGAUAGCCAUUCAGGAUGUCAUUUUGUACGAUAAAAAUGUGAAAAUUUUUAGCGACCCCUUUUAUGUAAGAAAUAGUAGCAAGCUUUACGCUGUGAAAUUCUUAAAGGUGUUUAGCUUAAAGUAUUUAAAAAAAAUAAAGAAAAUGAGCGACAUCAUAUUCUCCGAUGCUGAGGAGGACGGCAGUCCUAAUGUGAAAACGGAAAAUUGUGAAUCAGCUGAGUUGCACAUUGCAGAUGAGGAAAAUGCAUCUCCUACUGCUAAGGAAAAGAACCAUUUGGAGAAGGAAAAUUUGAAUAAAAGCGCGCUGAUCCAAUCGGCGGAUGAGCCCGUGAAUGCGAAUCAUUCGGUAGGCACAGAAACGAACGAGGGGAAUGAGCCUAAGGGGGAAAUAAGAAAAGGUAUGCAAGAUGUGGAAACUAUUCAUGCGCAGAAGAAUGCGUCUGAAGGAAGAAACAUGAGCGACGAUGAGGGAAGAAACGACAAUAAAUGCAUCGAUAAUGAAGAUGAGGAGAUCGUGGUCGUGAACAAUUCAAGCGACAAUUGCGACAAUGUCAGUAAUGGUGGAAGUAGGAAAAUAAGGAAAGAAGCAAAAAAUUCCGAUAAGGAGAAAUCCCCUAAGGGAAAUGCCAAAGAAAGUGCCAAGAGAAAUACCAAGGACAAAAAAGGAAGCGCAGAUGUGAAUAAGAAAAGAAAUAGCAAGGAUUCCCCGGUGAACAAAAAUCCAAAAGAAUUAUGCAAAAAUGUAAAUAAUAAAAGAAGCAAAAAAAGGAGCAAUGUGAAGGUGAAGAUUGAGAGCGAAGCCUGCAACAAGGAAGAGGAAUACAACUACACAGGCAUAAUAUACAAUGACAAGAAGAAGUUUUAUUUUAAUGUUCACAAAAUUGUGGAUAUAAUUAAAAUGGUUAAAGGAUCGGAGGAGAAAACCAAGUUCUACCUAGAUACCCAUAAUAAUAAUAUGAAGAAGAAAGGGAGGCUCCUUAAAAAUGUGGAGAAAACCUUAUUUCUGGAGAAUCUCGUCAUUGAUGAUGAGGAUGUGCUUUUUAAGAGACCGAAAUUUUUUAACUGCAUAAUUGAAGAAUCCAUUGAUAACUACAACGUAGUUUACGAAGCAGAGAAUGGGAUGAUGAAUCUUUUUGAGAAUAAGUUGGAUCGAAUGAAAAAGAAAAAAGGGGGUAAUAAAGCAGAAACGGAUACAUCCAACAAAUACAUCGAAUUGAAGGAUGAAGAAAAAGGAUUUAAAUAUAUUGGUUAUCGUGUCAGUUUUGAACUAAAGAAGGACAACAAAAAAAAGAGUAACUUCAAGACGGGCAUUAUAAAGUAUUACUCCCCCAAAUAUAAGCAGUUCUUUAUUCACCAUAUAGAGAAUUUCAAGUGCAACGGGUCCAUAGCGGAUUCACCGAAGACUACCAACAGGGAGAUGGGAUACGCAAGAGGAGGGAGUAAAUCAAGGACCACCCCCUCACCGUUGUACGACAAUUCUAAGGAAUAUCACCCCUUUGCUGACUUGGAAAGUGCACAACAUGGUGGCGUAAAUCAGGAUAUUGGCAAAGAUAUCAGCGAGGGGCAGAACGGGGGGGUGCUACAUGGAGAGAUAGCCAACCAGAACAACCAAAGCAUAGUGCGAAGUGAAGAAGAAAUGAUGUACCUCAAUUAUGAGAGAAAACUAGAUGAAGAAAAUGGAAAGAAGAAAUGCGAUUUUAUAUUCUCAGAUAUGAAGGGGUGGUAUUCGCCCCACUUCUACAACAUAAAGGUUCUAAAGACGGUAAAGGAAUUUGAGCGCUUUGAUAUAUUUGAUAAAAAUGACAAAAGGAAGGAGCAAAUGGAUUACAACCUUUUGAACAAGAGAGACGAAUGCUCCAUAUGUAAGGAUAGCAUCCUGUUUAUCAAGGGACAUGACCAUUACACAAGUAACCUCUCUUCCAUCAUAUACGACUUAAGCAGUGAAGAAAGGAAAAAGGAAAUGGACGAGCAAAAUAUGAUUAACGUUUAUUGGGGAAUUAAGUGUUUUAUCUGUUCCAAGAAAUUUCACGCCAAUUGCCUUGAGGAUGAGGUAAUAAUCACCAAGGCCUAUGACAAAAAUGUGCUAAUGAAAGAGUAUAAAAAGUACAUUUAUAAGAAUAGCCUAAAGAAGGAUAAGAAAUGCUUCAAGGGAGAUAAGGAAAAAGGCGGAAGGAGUGGAAGCAAAAAGGAGGAAAAAUCCAAGAGGGUGAAGAAGAACAACAACAAUUCUAGCGAUUCGAAAUGUAUCGGAGGUGGGGGAGGAGAUUCCAAGUCGAACAGAAAUAGAAAAAAUUCUAGUGCAAAAAGAACAACCGGCAGUAGCAAAAACGGGUCGAGCAAGACUGGGGAAGAUUCGUCGAACGAUGGGGUGAAGGAGGAAAAUGAAGAGGCGGAGGAAAAAAACAACAAAAGAAAGAAAGAAAAGAAAGGAGGCAAAGAAAGCAGCAGGAAAAACGGAAAUGGUAAAAAUAAUGACAGUGAAAAUGACUACAAGAGUGAGGACAAAGAGGAGGAAAACAGAAGCGAGGAAUUGAAUGAUGAAGAAGAUAGCGAUGUAGAAGAAACAAACAAUUGCACAAAAUCGAAAAGUAAGAAAGCGAGGAAAUGUAUAAAUUACGUCCCAGCUGUCAAGUACAAUGAUAUGAGUUACAAAAAAUAUGUGUGUAAAGACUGCUAUCGCUGCAUAUACUGUUGUGAGAGCAUAUAUAAUUAUAAACAAACACCCAAUAUAGCCAAUUAUGUCAUAUGUAAAACAUGUAACAUGGUUGCACAUGGAUCUUGCUGCUUCCCAAAUGUGCCAGACAUUUACCUGUUUAAUUGGAAGUGCGAUGAGUGCCUGAAAUGCAACAAAUGUGACUACUCCAAUUUAUGCUUCAUUAAUUACAACGAAUGGGAGUUCCACCUCGACUGCUGUAUCAACUGCUACAAAGAAUAUGAAAAAAAAAACUUUUGUAUAAUGUGCAAUGAGAAGUACGAAAUAGAUGAUAGCAACAAAUGGGUGCAGUGUGAUGUGUGCAAAUUUUGGAUUCACCUAAGUUGCGAUAAGAACGAAAAUAGAAAUAUUGAAACAUUGUCAAUAAAAAGUAUAAACUAUAAAUGCCCCACAUGUAGGUCUGGUUCAUUCCAUGAUAAAAUCGAACGAAUACUUUACUUAUUCUUCCUUCUAGAUAAGUACAAAAAUUUCACCUUUCACGUACCUAUAAACUUUUACAUAUACUGGAGAAUUGUUAAAAUACCCAUGAACCUCUACAUUAUGAAGAAGAAAAUCUGGGAGAAGAAGUACAGUACCAUAUUAGAAUUCCUCUAUGAUUUUUUCCUCAUCAUACAUAAUGCCAAAACAGUACAUAUGCCCAACACCUCAAUUUAUAAAAAUGCCUGUAUCUUUGAAAAGAAAGGAAAAGUUAUCAUAAAAAAUAUGUUCAAUUUGGAAAAUGAGGAGCUGAACAAAUUCAUUGAUGAUUGUUUGGAGACAUACAAGAAGGCCACCAAUGAAGACGUAAACAAUGAUAGUAGUAAAAUAGAAGAGCAAGGGAAAAAUUAUUCCGGCAUGUUCACGUCUAGUGGGCAUAAACUAUCAACUAAUAUUUGCAGCAGUAGUAGGGACGACAUUCUCGGAGAAAAUGUUGACAACCAUAUGGGUAAGGAAAAUGUUACAUUCAAAUCAUGCAACGAAGAAAGUAUGAAACAUUUGGGCUACCCCGCAAUUGGCAGAGAGAUUAUUUCCAAUGUCACGGGGGUUGUCAAAUCGGGCUUCUACCAAAGGAAAGAUAGUGAUAUCUGCCACACGGGGGAAAAUGAUCACCUAAAAGCAGAUGCAGAGAAUUUUGGAGGAGGUUCAUUCCUUAAUGAGCACAUUAUUCACGAGGGUAUGCACACCCUUCCCAGUGGCAUGAAUAACUCCAACGGUAGGAUAUAUCAAUCGAAUAGGUGCCUGAACGCAGAUGGUACAUUUGAUAGUGGUAUUGUAAAGAAUGAAUCUAAUUUGCCCUCACACAUGAACGGGGCCCAUUUAUAUAAUGAUUACUCUGCUGUGGAAAGGAAGAACCCCAUGGACGGAACAUACGAUAAGAAUACUGCAGAUAUGCCCAACAGUAAGGACGAUAUGGUUUUAUACAAUUUGAGUAACAGCCAUGUGGGUAAGAGCCUUUUAAACAGUAACUUAAUUAGGAAACGAAAAUUGGAGAUGAUCGACAAGGACAUCACGCAGUAUGAGUUACAUGAACUCUUUAAUUUUAAGAAGGACUGUGUGUUUAUCCACAAAAAUGAGGAAAUGUUUGUCCCGCAAAGUUGCGGUAUAACCAAUUAUAAUAUCCUCACAGUUAAUUUGAAGGGAAAAAUUUAUUUUAAUAGAUCAUUUGACAAAUUUGACGAAUUUGACGUUUCUAAGGUAAGGAAGUUGCAUCUUCUGCUUGGGGGAGGUUACUCAUCGAGCCGUAGAUCAGUUGUAGAUGAAUUUUCCUCCGGGAAAAAUCUUCGAAAGGGUAAUGAGAGCAGUAAAGAAGAGAAAACUUCCCUAGUAGAUAAUCAUCCGGAUAGUGAGUCAACAAAGGAGGGUGCAGAAGGGGAACAGAGGAUACAUUCCAAUCGUGGCAAUUCCAACGUAUUUGUCAAUGAUAACAUAUUCAUGAUUGACAUCAGGAAGGGAAAAGUCAAAAUGAACCACGUAAUUAAGGAGGAGACAAGGAUUAUUAACCCCGUGAACAAUGCCUACAAAUUCUUGAAGUGUAUUCAGAUAGUAUUUUUUAACCAACAAGGUCAAAGUGAAGAUACCGCAUCGAAGAAUGUAUCAUCUGUAAGAAUGAACUAUGUUACAAAUCGUGUAAACUACAACAGUAGCGAUAACGAGAGUGCGGACGAUAUAUCGGUGGAGCAUGUUGAUAGGAGUAAAGGGGAAUCUAUAUCCCUCAAUGACAUUAUUUCUCUCAUGGAGGGAAAAACUUCCAAAGGAGGAUUAAAAAGGUGCAAGAAUAUAAAUCGUAGAAAUGUCCUUAUUGGAAGAAAUGUGUUAAAUAAAAAAAUAAAACUUAUCAACCAUGAUAUUUUGAAAGAGUACUGUCAUGUUUGCGGAUGCAUAGAGUAUAAGAGCCCUCUUAUUUAUUGCGGUGCAUGUGGGGUGUCCAUUCACUAUACCUGCGCUAAUAUUUCCAACCCGUUUUUGUUUGACUUGAGUGGUUAUGUAGAACACAGGAAGGAGAUAAAUCAAAUUUUUAACAUUAUCACGAGAAACUUUAAAUGUAAUCAAUGCAUUAAGUGUGAUAAAUGUGAUACUCACUUUAGCGACGCUGUCAGGGAUACCUUUUACUCGGACAUUACCUGUAUGCAUACAUGGAGUGGCAACGAUUUUACCAAGAAAACAAGGCUCAGUUAUUUUUACAAUUUGAAGAUAGAAGUGAUUACUCUGAAGGAGGAGAAAAACGAAAGGAGGAGAAAAAUGCUGACGAACAUCGAAGGACGGAAAUUUGUUGAAAAUGGGGAAGUAGCAUCUCCCAUGAUUAGCGAAUUGAAUGAAAGUCCAAGGAAUGAACAAAGGAGUAUGAAACAAUCGUGUGCAUUUGUAAAAGUGGAACUAGGGGAAAGCACGCAAGGAGGAGAAAUCUGCUCUCUUAACCACCCCUCCACGCCCCCAAUGGAGAAACAAAGCGUUAAUGAUAAUGAUCACCAGUGGGGGGAGAAGAAUCAACCUGGUAGUCAUAACCCAUCCGGCUGCUCAAAAAAGAGGAAGGUGCAAAAGAGCAUUGACGUUGACAGCCAGGUGAAAGGUCCGAUAGGAGACCCAAGCACCACAUGCACCAUCGCGGAUGUGAAAGUAGAAUCCAAAACGGAUCAAACGAAACAAACCGACCAAGCGAAACAAACCGACCAAGCGAAACAAACGGACCAAACGAAACAAACGGACCAAACGAAACAAACGAAACAAACGAAACAAACCGACCAAGCAAUCCAAACGAAUAGCGAAAUAGAGUUAUCGCCAAGGAAGAAAAAAAUGUCGCCCUCGAAAAGGUCAACGAGUAGUAAAAAAAAUGAGGGAAAUGAAAAGAUGGGCGAAAGGACCCCAAGUAGUAUUGUCAGCAUACUGAAUAUACAGGACGAAACCCAAAUGAUAAUAAAAUGCUUCUGCUGUGGAAAAUCCACACACAAUGAAUGUUUCUAUCGAAUAGAUAAUAGCGGAGAUAAUGCCGAUAAGAACGACAAGGAUGUGCAUAAGAAGGUCGUAAAGACCAUAUUGAGAAGGACCUACCAAAGGAAGAAUCAUAAUAGAAAAUUUGGUUCGCCCGCAAAAUCAGAGAAUGGGUUAUAUACCUCAAAUUCGGGCUAUUAUGUAGCUCCACGGGAAGGCAUUUUGGAUGACACUUUAAACAAGGCGACCAUACAAAUGAGCAAAAAUAGCACACCGAUGGGAAGUAAUCAAAUUGGGGAGGAAGGAAGCUGUGGAGAGAGGAACAACCUGAUCACAUCAUUUGCAUCGCAGGAUAAUGAGACUACGACAACUACUACGGAGACAACAAGCGCUACGGCCAUGAUAGUGAUGGCUCCGCCCCCCAUUAAAUCGAACACGCCGAAGAAGGAUAAAUUAGGGGUACAGGUGAAUAACAGCAAUCAUAUCGUUAGUGACGACAUGCACACCAGUGUGAAGUGCAUUAUGAAUAGAAGCAGUGCAGAUGAAUGCACUAUCCAAUCGACCAAUUUUCACAUUAACAGUAAGGUUGAAUGUUCCAUAGCAAACAACAAUAUAGAGGUACUUAAAAAGAAUGAAAAUAACACAAGGAAAAACUCUGAACUCCAUAAUGAGGCCUGCAAUAAUGGCGUCAUUCCAAGUAAUGAGUUUGUAAGGAAAUUUUUAAGAGAUGCGAAAAAAGCUGAAACGUAUAUGGAAAUUGUAGUUAUAAAUGGAAAGGUGUAUAAUAAAGACCUGAUAAAUGAGAUAUACCAUGUGAUAAAGCAAAAGAAAAAUGUGAAACUGAAGAACUUAUUACAUUUAUUUGUUGGCAACAUUGAUGAAGGUGUAAUAUAUUCCGUCCUCAACGAACUUUUAAAAGCACUGUACAGUUACCUUAACGAGAAGUUGAAUUACUACAGAUUGAACAGAAAUCUGAAAAGCGUUGUGAAGAUGGAACAGACGGAUAAAUUUAAGAAGGAAAAAAAUGACUUGUUUGAUAAGAAGAAUCUCAUUAUAGAUAAUAAUGACGAAAUUAAAAUUUCAGAAAUGUUGCUAAAAAUUAGCGCCUUAAUUUCCGAGACCUUUUCAGUGCCCUCGAACAGAAAGCCAUCAAAUGGGAAAAACGGAAACAGAAGGAGUAGUACAAGUUGUAGAAAAAACGCAUUUAAUGAUAAUCCAAGUGGACGCAGCAUGAGCUAUUCGGGAAGUGAGUAUAUUAAAGGAAUUACCUCCAGUAACUUGGAGAUGAAAAAUCAGUUGACAAACACCAAUAGCACGUUGCUAUUUGAAACAAUUGCAGAUAAUGCAUUUGCGACACCGCCCUAUUCUGUGCAUUCAGCGGAGAAUAAUGGGAAGAGUUUUCCUAACCUUAGCGACAUGAUGAAAGUAAAUGAUGCAAGCGUAACAGGUGCCACGGGGUUGAGUGACCUGGAGGAAGAACCUGCGGAACACAAAGUAGUGAACCUUACCAAGGGGAAAAAUCAAAACGGUACGUACAUGAACAGGAGCAUAUACACGACGCGCUGUAAAUUUAAUGAAAAGAACAUCGAAAAGUUAACCUCGUCCACAGGGAAAAACACGAAUUCUGCGUACUCAACACCUAGUAUGAAUUAUAGCCCUAUAAAAAAAAUAAUAAAUUUUGACAAAACGAACAAUGUGAAGAUGAAUUUAAACAGCAUGAGCACCUUCUCCCAGUGUAACUCCAACGCAAACGAUUUAGGUUUCAUGCAGGGUAGGACGCUGAGUUCUCCCCUGGGAAGUGUAAGCAAUUGCAACAACAUCGUCAUCGUGAACAGCAUGAACGGUGUUAACAACGUGAGCAAUUUCAAUGGAGAGAACUUCUGUAGCAGUAGCAGCAGUGUCAAUCUCCAGAAUGGUAGCACGGAUGGAGGAAGUAACUUAUAUAACAUAAUUAGCAUGAACAACAAUAUUAGCACGUCGAACACUUUGAGCAUUAGCAACGUUCUGGACAACUCCGGCAACGUAAACGAUAUAAAUAUCAUGCAAAAUAUUAGCAUACUCAAUAAUAACAAUGUCAUAAUAAAUAUGAACGGCUUGGAGGGUAAGAAGGAUCCCUUUGUGAACUGUGCCCAGAUUGGGGACUCAGGCACCAUUAAUACGAUGAACAGUGUAGGUAGCAUGAUCAAUGCGGGGGCAAUAGGAAACGUCAGCGGGGUCAUAAGCAGUGGGGUCAUAAACAGUGGGGUUAUAAAUAACGGGGCUAUGAAUAACGGGGUCAUAAACAACGUAGGCAUGGGAAGCGUCAACGAUGCCAUGGCGGAUACAGGGAUGAGCAAUCUCGAUAGUAGCCUUCCCCCAGGAGGAAUCCUGUUCGGUGAAAAUCCCACAGAGCAUAUUAACAGCAUGAACGAAAUGACCCACCCGUUUAGCAACGUGGCCUACGUGAAGGACGGAGAAAACGUGUACCCCUACAACGAUAAUAUGAAAGCAUGCAAUGUGCACAUGAACAGUGAACACAUCAUGGAAGGACUGAGCCACGGAAGAAGUUAUAGCGAUAUGAUUAACAGGAAGUACGGGCAGAAUUUCCCCAUGAACUGUGAUAAAAGCAUGCCAAGUAAUGUAGCUAGUAUAUUUGUAAACGAUGCCAACAUUCACCCCUCACCAACUGCAUAUGCACAUGGAAAAGUGGAUUAUGAAAUGAAUGAAAUGUCACAAGAGAAAGGUGUGUACAAAUCCUAUCUACACAGUAACGAAAUGAACAUGUACAAAAAUAAUUAUUAUUUUUAUAACCAAGUGGGAAAUGAUAACAAUUCCCCUGCGAAUGACGGAAUGGAAAAUGUGAAUAUGCCUUUGGAUUAUUAUACCCCCAUGCAGAAUGGUAGCAAUAAUUAUAAGUCUGAAAUUAAUACUACCCCGUUUGACGGCAGGAUAAAUAACGAAACCAUCGAAAUGAACGGAAAAAUAAUAAUCAAUGUAAAUGCUAGUAAUGAACAACCCAUCCUGUAUGAGGAUAACAGCAAUGUCAUUCAGCAGGGUAAAGAGAUGUCAGAUGUGAACCGAGAUGGAAACAACAGGUCCGAAUUCCGGAAUGUAAACUACGGUAAUAUUUCUGAUGCGCAUGAAGUGAGGAACUCGAAUAAAUUCACUGACAUACACAGUGUCUAUAGUAAAAAUAUCAACAAGAAGGAUCAAGCGCACACAAAAACCCUUCUCAAAACGAACAUCCCCAAUCUGGACAAGUUUAUAAAUAGCAACAAGAAUAAGAAGUCCUCUCCGGCGAGCGAGAAGUUGUCUGGGGAGGGUAACAUGGGCGGAAAUGCUUGCGGAAAUGUGAGUGGAAAUGUGAGCGGAAAUGCCUGCGGAAAUGACUGCGGAAAUGACUGUGGAAAUGCCUGCGGAAAUGACUGUGGAAUUGCCUGCGGAAGUGGAAACUCCAAUUACAAUUACAUAUACGGAAGCAACAACAGUAGUAAUGCCAACUUCGACCUGAGCCUAUUCAAGUGUAAUGGAAAUGCGCCCUGUGUGGGGAACGGGAAUGAAAGGGGAAAUGUCAUAAGUCAAGAAUUCGGCGCAUCCAAUGAGAAUUCGGACUUUUCGACCAACAAAUUACAUAAAGAAAAUAUUCACAACAUUAGGGUUGAAAAAAAUAUUUCUAACAACGCAGGUCAUGCAAUGAAAGGUAUGCAGAAAUGCAUCCAUCCACUUGGAUCGAUUAGCAAGAAGUGCGCUCUGUACAGCCACAAUGGAAAGGAAGGGAUGCACAUAAAUGUAUCCAGUGAGGUCAAAUAUAACAUGCAGAACACCACGAUCAAUGCUAAUGAGGAAGACAUGGAGAGAGCUGAAGUGACUAGUAGUAAGAACAGGAAUCUCAAGUUUUACUGCAAGAAUAUUUUGAUAAAGAAGGAAAAUGUAAACAUCGACAUGAAAGAGGUGAGCGACCUCAGUGCUGCGAAUGCAAAUGAAUUGGAAAGCGGAAAUAACAAUGUAAGCGAGGAAAUUGACAAGAAGAAAAAAAAAGGCAGGAAUUGUGCGCCCAACGGUAAGGAGGGUAGAAAGGAAAAACCCAAAUCUGAUCGAAGCGCAACAGAAAAUGGAGGUCAAAAUAAGAAUGUUAGGAAAAAGAAAGGAAAGGACACAAAAGAAGAGGAUAAAGAGCCUGAAGAGGUUGAAAAAAAACCAACAAAUAAUCUUAAAAACAAGGCGGAAAAAAAAGAAAUGCAGGAAGAGAAGAAUGAAGAGAAGGAAAAAAAAAAGGCCAGGCCUAGGAAGAAGCCGUCGAAGGAGGAAAAACAGGACGAAAAAGAGAAGGACAAGGAAAUAAAACAGGAGACAAGUAAGGACAAAGCAAAAGAAAAUAAAAGGAAUGACACAAAAGGGGAAAAAUGCGAAAAGGAUUCCAAGGCGACCAAAGCUCCUAGAGUAGAAAGGGAAACAAAAAGGGUCAGGGUGAAAAAAGAGGAAUCCUUGGAGGAGGACAAAAAAGAAAUAAAGGAAGAGAAAAAAGUUAAGGGAAAAGAUAAAGCCGAUGAAAAAAAAAGGGCAAGAAAAACUAAUGAAAAUGCAGAAGAAAAGGAAAAAAAGAAAGCGCCCGAAAGCAGGACAACACAGGUGAAGACGAAGAAGGAAACGAACGAAGCAGAAAUAGAUACAGAGAAUAAUAGCAUAGAGCAAGAUAAACAAAACGAGCUGAAGGAGAACAAAACUCCCGCCAUUAUUUCCACUAGCAACAAGCUUGAUUCUGGCAGUACAUGCAUUUCUGACAUUGUGCCGAACAGUUGCAAUAUGCGAAGUGAAUGCAAAAUGGAUGAAAAUUACAUGACAGAUAGCAAUGAAGAGUUGUGCCUAUAUUCGGAGGAUCCACAAUCUGAUAACUCUACCAUGAUUAGAGGACCUAUAGGAAGAAAGCGGAUGAGAAACAGAAUUAAUAAAUUGAGCGGAUUUUUGAAGAAGAAUAAGUUCGUUUUGAAAUCCAAGUUUAAGAGGAUCACCCCGAAUACGUACCUAUGCCAUAGCUGCGUUGUGUUGUACAAAAAUAACUUUUCCUUUAACGCAUAUACGGAGGAAAUCGCAGCGGUUGAGUGGGGAGUGUGUGGCAGUGGUAACAAUUCGAGUAUCGUCAGCCAGGCUAAUGUUCUGGAGGUUAAAGGAGAAAUGAGUGCGCAGGAAGGGGAAACUCCCAUUGUACAAAAUAGCACAAAUAGCAUAUGCAAAUCUGAUGCUGAUGAAUGGAAAAAAGAAAAAAAAAACGACAACGCUGAGGAUGGUGUAAGGAGCAGCAUAAACCCCAUUAAUGACGGAACAGAAGAAUUAUGUUGUAAUCCAAAUGCAUGUGAGGAGGUCAUAUAUGUUGAUUCGAAACUGAACGUAGGAGAUGAAGGAAAGGAAGGAAAUGAGGCAACGAAUUUUAAGGGUGUAAGGAAAGAUGGCCAAAAUGUAGAUGGUACUGCCCCUGACAGUGACGAAAAAAAUGUUCCUCUUAAUAAAAUGCAGAAUUGUAGAGGAAGUAAAAAUCAAAAGGAGGAGGACUACUUCUGGAUAAGCAACAACCACAGUGGAAUGCGCAACCCAGACUGGAUUUAUUGGAUGAACAAGAUAUCCGCGCAUAAUAACGUCUUCUUCAAUCGUGCCUACUUAAAGGACAAGAAGGCAUCUACAAAUCUCAGGCGCUUCUUUGAAACGAAGGGAAACUUUUACAAAUGUUCCAUUUGUUGUAUGAUCUGUGAAUACAAAAAUGGCAAAGGUGAUAACAGUGCGCCUGAUAAUGACUUUGAUAAAUCCGCAGAUAAAAUUACUGGGAAAAACGCAGAAGAGAAAAAUGACAAUUUGAACAUGCUCUUCCUGUGCAAUACAUGCAGUUUACGCUAUGGGCACAUUCAGAAAUGCUUGAUUUCAUACCCUGACAAUAGCUGCUACAGGAGCAAAACUAUGUUGAUCUUAAACAAGGAACGCAAUGAAAAAAGGAAAUUGUAUGAAUUGAUUUAUUUGGUCAUAAUAAUGAGCCUUAGAUUUAUGUACUUUAGGAAGAAUUUCUUUAAAGCAUUUUGCCAUCUUCUAGAUGAAUUUCUCCGAAGAAAUAAAUCCAUUGUGAAAUUACUAUACCGUUUAUAUUUUGGCAACGCCUUUUUUAAGUGUGAUGAGUUUUUUCUUUUUUUCAUCAAACAAAUUAGGAGGGAUAACCAGUUAAGGCACCUAUUUCAUAGAAGUGGUAAUAUGGUUAUGCCUUUUGGAUCGGCACACCAACAUGUUUUGAAGUAUUCUCUGAACCUAUUUUGCAUGAGAUUGUCUGAUUGUGUUAACAAGGGAAAAGGAAAAUCGAGUUGCGCCACAGGUUCAGUUCGCAUGUGCCUCACUGCGAAGAAGUUAAUGCUUUGUUAUUAUAAGAAUGCAUUCUCCAGCGGGACUGGAAAUGGUGGAAACUACUUUGAGCAUGUGGUCAAUUCCUCCCUUUAUCUUUUGCAUUUGUAUUACUUGCACAUAUUGCACGUUAGUGAAGUGAGAAGAAAGCGAAUGUGCAAUGGGUCAGGCAAAGCGGGACGAGGAAAAGCAGAACGCGAAAGCGAAGGCGCGCUUGAUUUUACACAUAGACGUACAGUUGGAUCUACAGUUAGAUGUGCACUUGAAGGAGCCGCGAAAAUCAUGAAGAAAGUACGUAUUGUGAAGUUGAGAAAAAGGAGAAAAGUUAACCACAAUUUAUUUCUCAAGAUGAAAAACACGGAGGCCUUCGCAGAUACUUUACGAACCCUAAACCGGAGCGAAUCGGAAUGGUCCUUCCUCCAUAGGGAAGACCACAUGACAAAAAAGGAUUCGACGACUAUCAGCCGAAGUAGCAACGCAUGUACGAAAUUGCAGCGAGAAGAAGGAAUGUCAAAAAUGUUUAGCAAUAGUAAUACCAAAGGUGGGGCCUCCCUUUUGUUAUAUGAGAAAACAUGUGAUGAAUACAAAAAGGAUGAUAAAAAUGAGAAGGACAAAUUUGCACUUAGCCGCUUCCACAGUGAGGAGUCUCAGAAGAAAUUAAAGCAAUUUCUGAAGAAGAUAAAGUAUACCAUAAAAAAUAAACUAAAUUUAUACGUGCAAAUUAUGCUUAAUAUGUACAUGCAGGAAAGCCUGAAUAUGGUAAAAAGGCAAAGCACUAAUAAGGAACAACUGAAGCAGGGGUACACUAAGACUUGCCUCCUCUGCCAUUACGAGAACUACCUCUAUAAAGGAAGACUAAUCCCAUUUUAUGAUAUCUUUAUUCAUAGCGAAUGCUUAAAAUGGAGCCUAAAUUGCAUACAGUACUAUAGGUUGAAUAGCAGUAGCUGUGAAUGCCGUAAUAGGAUUGGUAUUGGGGAGAUGGAAGGCAACGUGAAUGUUAAGAAGAAUUCCUCAAAUGAUAAAAAGGGAGCGAGAAACUCGUCUGACAAAGGAGGCAAUGAGAAAUCCACAGAAAGUGCUUCAUGUUUUGUUAAGAAUGAGCCAAUGGGAGAAGGAAAUAAGGAAAGUGCCGACAAAAGCAAUGCGCACACAGGUUCGCAGGUUAAGAGCGCCAAUGGAAGUAUUCCCCAUGUUGGAGGUUCCUACCUGAGCAGUACCCACGUAACUAACAAUCAACUUGAUAUGCCUGCGAAAGAAGGGGAUGAUCCAAAGUGCGCUGUGGAAAUAUCUGUGAAGAGUGAAGAAUGCUGCGGCGGAAAACAGGCAGGUCAGGACAACCACAAUGAGGAAGAUGUAUCAAAAGAAAAGGGCAAUUUGGAAGAAACCCUAAACGUAAAAAAGAGCAUAAAAAAUAUAAAGCUAAAGGAUAACUUCGAAUGGACAGAAAAUAAAAACUUCUUCCAUAACUACGAACAUAUAAUUGAAGUAGACGAAGAUGAUGUGAAGGAAAUAAUUUAUGACUCAAUCAAUUCGACGUGCUUUCUGUGUGGUUACAAAAAUGCCAGCAUAUACUGCAACAAUGAAAACUGCAACAUAAAAUUUCACCUCAAUUGUGCUUUUUACUCUACCAUGGUAAAGAAUUCUCAUCAGAAUAUUUUUUUUUAUUAUGUAAAAUGUUUCAAACUGAUAAAAUUUAACAAGGAUACGAUUUUUUACAAAUAUUGCCACUCAUCAUCUUGUAAUGCGGAGGAGAAGGAACUAGUGCAGUCGCUAUAUGAGGAUAUUUUCCCCGUGCACAUCAUCUACAAUAUAAAAAAAGUGUGGUGCAAUAAAUGUUGGAAUGCGAAGAAGAUAUACGACUCGUUCUACAUAAAUAAGGAGAACAUGCAGUGUUCUAGUGCGAAGGAACCGAGCAAAGAAGUGGAGAAAAAAAGGCGAUUAUCUCCAAUACAUGCGCAAAACGUGAAACCUGCGAAUUGUACUGCGAUGUGUGGAGAAGUAAUCCAAGGUGAUAUUACCACUAGAUGUAGUAACCUCAAACAGGGUGAUACCACAACAAGUGGAUUAAAUGCGGUGACAGAAGCAGAGGACCAAAUAAAUGAACUAAGCAACCACGCAGGGACAGAAGAAAAUAGUAGAACUUCCGACGAACCCAAACGUACGCGCAUCGUAAAUAGGAAAAGAAUAAAUGUCAUGGAAAGUGUUAAAAAUAUUUACAAACAUUUCAUCCACUUCUAUUAUGAAAAUGAAUCGUACUACGUUAUGGAUAAAAUUCUCCACAGUAUAAACGAGUGUGUGAGAAUAAGAUAUAGAAGGAAGCCCCUGGAUGUGGUACAGCAAGUACUAAAUAAAGAAAGCAAAAUAAAAAGUAAAAUGAAAUAUUUGGAGAGCAUCAUUAACGAAUGUGUCAAAAAAAAUGAUGAGGACAGUUUCGUUAACGAUAGGUAUCAAUUAAUAUUUAAGCGAAAUGAUCAGAAUGAUCAAGCCACAAAUGAGCAGUUAAUAAAAAAAAAUGGUGAAUACAAUAAUGGCCAUGUGCUUGAGGAAAGCGACAUACAUGAGAAUGAAGUAAAUGUGCAAAAGAUUAUUGACAAUAAAAAUGUGGAAAAUAUUUUCAAGUCCUAUUUUAUUCUCAAAUAUUUUUUAUACAUAGGUAGAGAACUAACCCUAAAAAAUGAGGAGUAUUUUUUUUUAAAAAAAAAAGAAAAUUCCUUUUUUAGAUAUGUUCAUUCAAAUGAUGAACAGACCUGCAACAUACAGUUGCCGCAUGUGCUUUACACCAAUGACUCGGAUGGAGUGACCACCGCAUCGCGGAAGGAUACCACCCAUGUGAAGGAUAAAAGCAGUAAAGGAAACCUGCCACCAACGAACGAGGAACUAACAAGUGAUAAGGAUGAGCGGCAGAUGCAGCAACUGGUGGAGCAAGAUGAGGGGAGACAUGAACAGUUGCGUAAGAUUUGCUAUGCGACCUUCAUUGACGAUGAGUCCGAACCGGACAAGGAAAACUCGGAUAGUAACCUGAGUAGCAGUAGCGACCAGGAUAUGGAAGAAACGGACAUCGAUCACUACUACAACAAGGAAAGGAAAGACAAACAAGUGAGGAGCAUUAACCUCUACUUCGAUUUAAAGGGUACCAACAGAAAUGUAAAUAUAACGAAACUGCAACAGAUUAGUAAUUAUAGCGACUGUAAGGAGAGUAGCGAUGCGAUGGCCCUAUGCUCGAAUAUGGACGAGGAGAUCGAGAAGAAGGGGAGAACAAACAAGGGAAAUGGCACCUCCAAGAUGGGAGACAUGGGAACAGCUACAGGAAGGGCAAGUUUAGAACAAAGCACAUGCGAAAGUAACAGCGCAUCGGACAAAAAUGAAUCGUUUCUAAAUACGAUUAUAAGUGAUACGAACGAUGUGUUUAUCAAACGAACAAAUGAAAAACUAUUCUCGAACUAUAAGUUUAAUUGUACGAAUAAUAUGAAUCCCUCAAAAUGUAGAAUUAUCAAAGUAGGAUGUCACAACAUAUUACAUAUCGGUGAAAUUUUAAAAUAUAAUGGAGAGAAGAGAAUAUAUCCCUGCGGUUUUGUGAACAUGAGAAUAUUUUUUAAUUUGCCUUCCGAGUAUCUUUUUCAUAUUUAUAAAAACGCAAUUAUUGACGAUGAGGAUGAGAAGAAGAAAACAUUGCAGAGCAUAUUUUUACAAAUGCGUGCCACGUACAUUUUCUCCAUUACUUUGAAGAAUGAACAAUUUUUUUUUUCCAUCAUGCUAUUUCCCUUAAUAAGUAUUGACCAUUUCUCCGUAAAAGAUGCCCAGAAAUUUGUUUUAGCGGAAAGUCAUGACAUACAGGAAGCAUACGAAAAAUUUUUGUCUCUUUUUAAAUUUUCCAAUGGAGAACUUAACAAUGUAUACAUAUCGGAUGAAUAUAAAAAGUACGUUGAGAAGUAUUCCCACUUGCUUAAUCUGAUGCAGAGUUAUAUCUUUAAAUCUGUACAACACAAUGUGAAGGCAGUUGACCCUCACGACUUCUUCGGUUUGACCCUCCCGUGUGUUAUUUACCAAAUGAAAUACAAGCUCUUUAAAUACUUGUGGAAAUGUGUGAACGAGAGGAUUAGAAAUUACAUUAGGAGGUCAGGCAAAAGGGCGGAAUUCAAAAGGAGGGUAAAGAACUGCACACGGGAAGUCAUAUACAAUGACAACUUGCUGUGUAAGUACUCCAAUUUGGACACCUCAAUUUUUAAGGAGAACGAGAAGGAAAAGGAAAAGAACAUGAGGAAAACGGUCAAGUAUAAGUACAACAUCAACAGUGCAAUGUCCUACCGCUACCUAAUGAACAUCUCGUCUAAUUCGCGGCUCUACGUCAAGAAGAGCAGCAUUCAUGGAUAUGGCCUCUACACAUGCGAGUUUAUUAAUGAGGGAGAGCCGGUCAUCGAGUACAUCGGUGAGUACAUUAGAAACAUAAUAAGUGACAAGAGGGAAAAGUAUUAUGACAAAAUUGAGAGUAGCUGUUACAUGUUCAGGCUAAACGAAAAUAUAAUUAUUGAUGCCACCAAGUGGGGGAAUGUCAGCAGAUUUAUCAACCACAGCUGCGAGCCAAAUUGUUUUUGUAAAAUAGUAAGCUGUGAUCAGAACUUAAAACACAUUGUCAUCUUUGCCAAGAGAGACAUUGUAGCACACGAGGAAAUAACGUACGACUAUCAGUUUGGUGUCGAAUCGGAAGGAAAAAAACUCAUUUGUUUAUGCGGCUCGAGCACAUGUUUAGGAAGAAUGAACUAA
Molecule: messenger RNA, 19329 nt
Organism: Plasmodium knowlesi strain H
Lineage: Eukaryota; Apicomplexa; Aconoidasida; Haemosporida; Plasmodiidae
Product: SET domain protein, putative
Exons: 6
Coding region: 1-19329 (6442 amino acids)
Cellular component (GO): Set1C/COMPASS complex
Molecular function (GO): histone H3K4 methyltransferase activity; protein binding
Source: RefSeq, a predicted model, not a curated record